AGAACUGCUCAAAAACGUGCACUAUUGCAAAUGCAUAUUGGCUGUCUAUCUUCUUCUCUAACACCCAACAUCCUCAUGUCCUUCCUCACAACGUCCAUCAACUUUUUCUUUGGUCUUCCUCUUGCUCUUUUGCCUGCCAGUUCCAUCCUCAACACCCUUCUACCAACAUACUCAUUCUCUCGACUCUAAACAUGUCCAAACCAUCUCAGUCCGCUCCCUCUAACCUUGUCUCCAAAACAUCCAACUUUGGCUGUCACUCUAAUGAGCUCAUUUCUAAUUCUAUCCAACCUGUUAACUCCAAGCGAGAACCUCAGCAUCUUCAUUUCUGCUGUCUAUACCAUGCAUUUCCUUAGCUGAGCCAUUUACAAAUAACAGUUCUGUUCUUUCUAAAGGCUGAUCUCUCAGGCCACUUCAGCUUUUGGCUCAUUUUUCUAUUAACUUUUUGACAAUCAUGAUUUUAACCUUCCUCAUAGGUCGUGUUAUUUUGAUGAAAAAUCAGAGGAUGGAACAAAAUUAUGGUUGAACUUGUUUCUACAGCAAUAGACGUCACAAUAACUGGUCUUACAUACUGGGGUAGUGCACAUGCUCCGCUGAGUCUAUAUGUUGUUGCACCGAAACUGAGGUCAUAAAAUGACAUUUACAAUCUACUAUCUGCAUAAAGGAUUUGCUAUAAUUUGACACUAAUUCCUUUUUUUAUCUCACAGAAAGCUUUUUCUGAUUGUUCUGUUCAUUUUAACAAUUGUAUCAUUUUGAAGUCUUCCUCAAACAGUAAUUUGGAGAAAUGUGCAGUUAUCGUUGCAUAACUUGUUUGUGCUUUUCAUGCAUUCAGUAAAACUAUUUUUUUUCAUCUGAAAUUGUUCUUCCUGCACUAAAGUUGUGUUCUAAGUUCUCAACUUGUUUACAAAUUUGCAGUUUGUUCUUGCUAACCUUGUGUCCCUCCUGUGCUAAAUCUGUCAUGAUCCUGCCGCUUCAGCACGAGCUGUGCGGGUGUCCGCGCAGGUGCGCUGAUUGGAAGGUGCACACCUGCGCCUCAUGCAGCCUGAUUAUGCUGUGGAUUUAUAUGACCGCGAUGACAACUGGCCGGCGCCAGUUCGUAUGAUCUUCCAUGUCCCGUUCGUGUGCUCUGGUAUCCCUGAUUGAACCUGUCUGUACCGACCUUCGUCCGUUCUCCGACCAACCUUGUAAGCCUGACUCCUUCGUUACUUUGCCUGCUUUGAUUGUUCUCCUGUGUACCGACUCCUGCCUGUCCGCUCACCUGCUCUCUUCGCCCGACGUCCCAACUACCGCUGCUGCACCGGACUGCCUGCUCAAUCCCCUACCUCUGCAUAUAAUAAACGUGUCUCUUCUUGAACUACCUUGCGUCUUCCGAGUUCCUGCAUUUGGGUCCUACCCCCGAUCUAAUGGGAUGUGACAGAACGAACUGGCCAAUACAGGACCCAGCAGGAAAGACCCGGCGUCGCCGGGACCGACGCAAGGUAGACCGUCUGCCGGAGGACCAAGCCUGUCCAAUCCGGGUAGGCUCCCUGACGUCCUCCGCUUCCGUGUCUUACACUCCGCCAGCGAGUGUGUUUCACCUCCCCGCGUUUCCAGCACCCGAGCGACUUCGCCCUGAAGGUCCAAGUACACCUAUCUGUACGAGGGAACCCGCUUGGCCAUCUACCCGGGAGCUCCGCGUGGCGGCCAGAGGAGACGCCCCGGCCGGGCGCUCCCUUGUGCCUCCCGCUGCGCGGCAACUAAGACACAGUCCUCCCACUCCUCGCCGGCGAAGCCCGCAGAACCGCAGCUGGUGGCGAAGCUUCCAGCCCAGAGGGAGGAGGAGCCACCAAAUCACGAGGCAUUCUACCGUGAAAUGCAGGCGGAUACAGAGGGGCAGAGCGUCGAAUUGGCGGCUCUCACGGCCCAGGUCCGGCAAGGAUUGGCGAACCAGCCGAGCUACUCUGACGUCGCAACGGCGACGGACUCGCUGCUGAUGAAGGUUCACGUGGCAGUUGGGACUGACCCGCUCCCGAAACACGCCCAUGUGUCAGUUUCGACUGACUCUCCGCCUGCUCAGGUUCACGUUGCCGUGGAAACCGACCCGCCCCCUUGCCAAGUGCAUGCCGCAGUGGGAAUGGACUCGCCACCUCGCCAAGCGCACGUAGCUGUGGAAACCGACCCGCCCCCUUGCCAAGUGCACGUCGCAGUGGGAACGGACUCGCCACCUCAAGUGCACGUCGCAGUGGGUACGGACUCGCCACCUCGCCAAGCGCACGUAGCUCUGGAAACUGACCCGCCUCCUCGCCAUUCCCACGUCGAGGUUUGGCUGUUCCGAGCAGAGUUCACGCGGCAGUCGGAACUGACACGCCCACGUGUCAGUUUCGACGGAUGCACUGCAAGCUCACGUGGGAGUGGGGACCGACCCGAUGCCGCCUCACGUUGCUGUCCAGGAGGUGGCGAUGGUGUCGCCGCCUUCUCACGUUGCUGUCCAGGAGGAGGCGAUGGUGUCGCCGCCUUCUCACGUUGCUGUCCAGGAGGAGGCGAUGGUGUCGCCGCCUUCUCACGUUGCUGUCCAGGAGGAGGCGAUGGUGUCGCCGCCUUCUCACGUUGCUGUCCAGGAGGAGGCGAUGGUGUCGCCGCCUUCUCACGUUGCUGUCCAGGAGGAGGCGAUGGUGUCGCCGCCUUCUCACGUUCCUGUCUAGCCACCCUGUGUACAGACUCCUGCCUGUCCGCUCACCUGCUCUCUUCGCCCAAUGUCCCAACUACCGCUGCUGCACCGGACUGCCUGCUCGAUCCCCUACCUCUGCAUAUAAUAAACGUGUCUCUUCUUGAACUACCUUGCGUCUUCCGAGUUCCUGCAUUUGGGUCCUACCCCCGAUCCGAUGGGACGUGACAAUCUUUUAACAACAUUGUUUCACUUUGGCAAAUUUCUUUGUGGGGUGAUGAAAGCAAAACAUCUAAAUGAAGUAGUAUUUGGUUGCCAGUUGAAAGUUCAAAUAUGGGCAUACUGGCUGUCAGAACUUGCGAAUAAAGUGUUUCACAGUACACUUAAGGUAACCUGGUAAUUGUGUAUUUUUGCCUUCAAAUGCAAAUUUAUCUCCCCGCCACCCACUGUUAGUCUUGAAUCCAGUUGUCAUUUUCACUCUGUAUUCCUCAAAAGGCUAAUUUUUUUGUUUUACUCUUUUUGUUUAAUUUGCUCUAUCUAAAAUGCUGGGUUGCUCUCUGAAUUUUCAAAUUUUCCAUAUCUUCUACAUAUUGAUUCAUGUCGGUUUUGUGUGAAGUGUUAUCUUCCACAGCCUUUUUUAACAUCACCCAUAGUUAAAUCCUUGUUCUUUCCUUUUUCUGACUUGGCACGUUCAUAUAUUUUCU
Syngnathoides biaculeatus (alligator pipefish) is the source of this 3345-nucleotide messenger RNA. RefSeq lists its product as uncharacterized. The transcript has 2 exons. NCBI's taxonomy places the organism in Eukaryota, Metazoa, Chordata, Actinopteri, Syngnathiformes, Syngnathidae. Bases 1850 to 2869 code for a protein of 339 amino acids. The record is from RefSeq and is a predicted model, not a curated record.